CUGGAUGAUGAAACUGGAAUUUUUUCUAGCUAUUUACUGCGUGGGAAUAUUAUGCCCGCAUGUGCACAUGCUUCAAUUGAUCAAUGUACGGAAUAGUAUAUUUUCUUCCUAUUGUUGCUUGGAGAAUUAUAGAAUGUAUGCAUAAUUGCAUAUUAAAUUCAUGUGAUGAUGAAAAUUGCUGGCUAGCUUCCUUUAGCGGUUGCUGAAAUGGAAUGUAAUUUAGACCAUUGACAAUUCUAUUGGUUCUAGCUGGUACUAUGAGCAAACAUUUUCGUUUAGUUAUACCAAUUAUAAAUGCAUUUGUUGUGUUGGAAUAUACUUGUUUUGUCCUUAGAGACAGCUGAAGGAAACACUUGAAUUACAUGAGUUAUAUGAAGUUGUCAAUCUUAUAUCCCAUAUCUUUUCCUAUGCUUCUUGUUGUGAGUCUAAAUGGUGAUGGCAACAAAGUGACAUUUCAAAGGGAAUGGGUGAUGAAGUUUUGAUACCAGAAACUAUGUAUGUUGGUUUUGGAUCUUUGAUUAACAUUUCUUUCGUUUUAGUCUGCUUAAGUGCAGCAUUCAAUUUUGUCUAUUGCUUGUGAGAUAUUGCAUGCUAAAUGAUUUGUCAAAUUUAGUAUUGUAUAGCAUUUGUUUAGGCUUGGCUUAUCUUCAAUGUUAUCUAGACAUAUCAUUGAAAUUUGUUUGCUGAAUUUUUUUUGUCUGCAUCCCUAUUGAUGGUGUACACAUGAACAUACAUGGUGAUUUGGGGCCAGGUAUUUCUUAAGAUAUAACUGUAAACCCUGGAUCAGGAGUGUUAAAUCACGUGAAAUUAGCAUUAUUUGAGUCAUUAUUAGUGGCUGCUUACUUGUAUUUACUAUGCUUGCUUAGUUGGUAUAUUUAAUGGUGUCAGUUACUAUGAUUGUGGAGUUAGUUUUGUAUGUGUCAAGUAGUGGGUCAGUUAUUUUGUCCACAUCCUAUUUGAAUAGGUUGCUGCUAUGUAAUUUGUUGAAUUCAGUUCUGUUAAUGAAAAAGUGUUGCAUUCUCCCAUUUGUUUAUCUUACUUUCUAUCACCGAGAUUACGACAAGGAGUACUGUAGCUCUUUCCUUUUCUGCUUCUGUCUUACCUGCAUUGAGGAGCAUACCAUGGUAUGGAGUGUUUUGACGUCUGGAAGAGAACAUGGUGCAGUGCUUAGACGGAUUAAAGCAGUUGUGUGCUGCUGUGAUAAAUUGUUGUGAUGCUGAUUUGUCCAAGCAGCCUAGAGGUUUGCAAAAUCCAGAAGCACUCGCAAGAGAAACAGUGUUUAGUGUUAGUGAGAUUGAAGCACUGUAUGAACUGUUCAAGAAGAUCAGCAGUGCAGUGACUGAUGAUGGACUAAUCACUAAGGAAGACUUUCAGUUGGCCUUAUUCAAGACAAGCAAGAAAGAGAGCUUAUUUGCUGAUAGGGUGUUUGAUCUGUUUGACACAAAACAUCAAGGAAUACUUGAUUUCAAAGAGUUUGCACUUGCUCUCUCUGUCUUUCAUCCCAAUGCAUCAAUUGAUGAUAAGAUUGAAUUUUCAUUCCAAUUGUAUGAUCUCAAACACCAAGGAUUCAUUGAGAGACAGGAGUUAAAACAGAUGGUGGUGGCCACUCUAGCUGAAUCUGGCAUGAAUCUUUCAGAUGAUGUGGUUGAAAGCAUCAUUGACAAGACAUUUGAGGAAGCUGAUACCAAACAUGAUGGUAAGAUUGACAAGGAAGAAUGGCAAAAUCUUGUCUUGCAGCAUCCAUCCCUUCUGAAAAAUAUGACUCUUCAGUAUCUUAAGGAUAUCACAACUACAUUUCCCAGUUUUGUGUUUCACUCACAAGUGGAUGAUGCUUGAGGCAGCCACAUCAUCUAUGUCAGUUUCAUUGGUCUUGACUGAGAAGAAGGCUCUUUUUGUUUCCCUCGAGUGUGGUCUGAGUUCUGUGUGAAGCAUUCGGUUAAGAUGGAUUAGGACUUUUUAUACUUUCAUUGAAUAGAACUUUACCUUUCUUUUUUGGGUAGAUAAGCAUUGUAUAUUGAAUAAAUGGAUUUAAUUAUUUAUUUGCUUCAUCAGGAAUGAAGGGGAAACAUGAUAGAUUAUAUUGGUGUUUCAGAAAGCGUCAGGGAGUUUUGUAUAGAAAUAUAUCUGCCGUUAUUAUGCCUUGUAAAUGGCUCCAGUUAGCUGGAAACACAUCACAUCUUACGUGCGGAACUAAGAAGUCUGCUUAAAAUACAGGAUGUGUUUGGAUAUAUCAUUUAAUUAAGUUUUUAUUUAAUGAGUUAUUUUUUU
Molecule: messenger RNA, 2268 nt
Organism: Abrus precatorius (Indian licorice)
Lineage: Eukaryota; Viridiplantae; Streptophyta; Magnoliopsida; Fabales; Fabaceae
Product: calcineurin B-like protein 3
Exons: 9
Coding region: 1156-1836 (226 amino acids)
Biological process (GO): calcium-mediated signaling
Molecular function (GO): kinase binding; calcium ion binding
Source: RefSeq, a predicted model, not a curated record